Beta vulgaris subsp. vulgaris (sugar beet) is the source of this 1779-nucleotide messenger RNA. RefSeq lists its product as uncharacterized. The record is from RefSeq and is a predicted model, not a curated record. The transcript is spliced from 4 exons. Lineage: Eukaryota; Viridiplantae; Streptophyta; Magnoliopsida; Caryophyllales; Amaranthaceae. Gene Ontology annotation, molecular function: zinc ion binding. The coding region runs from base 1 to 1779 and encodes 592 amino acids.
AUGGUGAAAGGAAAGGCAAAGAAGGUUAGGCCCUCAGGUUUUAGAGUGCCUAAAAUCACAGCUAAGAGGGAGGGCACCUAUGUCCCUAAGCCUAAAGGAACUGGGAGGGAAGGCACUGGAAGGAGAGAAAAAAAGAUGGUCUUUGUUGAUGAUGAUAUAGAUGAUGAAUCAGUAAAUGAUGAUGAAGACUUAAUUGCUGAGGAGGAUGAAUCAAAGAUGAUGAUGUCUUGGGGAUUUCAUUCUAGAGCCCUGGUUGAUCUUCCCAACAAGAGAGGUGUUUUUGGAGGUUCUGAGGGAUUUUUGCAUCCAAGAAGGCUUUGUCUUCUUGUAUUGAAGGCUGAUAAUAAGAGGUUUACAGCUGCUUGCAUAAUGGAAGCAUGUGAAUGUAGGAUACAUGCUUCCAGAUUAACUGAUAAAAUCAGUUGGGCCAUCAAGACCAUUAAGGGGGAACAUACCACUUGUGGGAUGUUAGAGGAGAACCCCAUGGUCUCUUCUGCUUGGUUGUGCAAGAAGAUGUUGGAUGUCAUUAAAACAACCCCUGAUAUACCUGUUGAGUCUUUGCAAAGGGUAGUUCAGGAGAAGUUUAGGGUGACAGUUAAGAAGAGAUUGUUUUACAAGGUAAAAACAAUGGCUAAGGAGGAGAUUUAUGGAGGGUUUGCUGAGGCUUAUAGCUUACUCCCCACAUAUGCUGAGAUGAUUAAGUCAACAAACCCAGGGUCAUAUGCCCUUAUAUCAUGGACAGGCAACACAGGUCAGGAAGCUCCAACUUUCAAGGCCUGUAUAGAUGGUAAUAAUGAAAUCUUUUUGAUUGCAUAUGGGAUUGUUGAUACUAAGAGCACAAAAUCAUGGGAGUACUUUUUUAGGAACUUAAGGUUGUGCUUUGAAAAAGAAGGUUGCAACAAGGAAGAUUGGUGCUUCAUUAGUGAUAGGAUGAGAAGGGUUGAUGUUGUUGUGCAUGGGGUGUUUCCCAAGGCUACUAGGAGGGUCUGCUGCCAGCACUUAUAUAUGAACUGCAAGAACAUGGGCUGGAGUGGAUCAGCCUUCCACAAACUAUUCUGGUUGCAGCAAAUGCCUACAAAAAUAUGUGUUCAACAAAGCAAUGGGGAAGAUAUUGCUCAUGAUAAAGAUGCUGCUGCCUAUCUAGAUAACACCACAGAGCAAUGGUCUAGGCAUAUGUUUGACACAACAAUCAGUUGUGAUCACAACACCACAAACUUUGUGGAAAGUUUCAAUGCCUGCACAAAAGCUCACAGAGAUCUACCUGUGCUCAACCUACUUCAAGAGUGGUCAAUGAAGAGGAUUGGUGCAAGGUUUGACAAGGCUAUUGACAUGGAGCCUGGGCACCUCACUGAUUAUGCUACAAAGGUGUUGGAAAGUAGGAGCGGGGAUUCUAGAUUCUGCCAUGCAACAUCAUGUGGAGGAGGGGAGUUUGAAGUGACAGAUGGUAAUGUCACUUUCCCAAUCAACUUGGCUAGGUUAAGUUGUGGGUGUGGCAAGUGGCAAGGAUGUGGUAUCCCUUGCAAGCAUGCAUUGAGAAUUAUGUACAAUGAGAGAGUUGACCCUGUGGCCUAUGUCUCUGAUUAUUACAAGGGGGCAGCUUACAAGGCAACUUAUGCUGAGCAUAUCCACCCCAUGCCUGAUCAAUCUCAAUGGCCAGAUUUCAACCUCCCACUGAUUCAUCCUCCAAACAAGAAAAGAGGUGCUGGCAGACCUCCAAAACAGAGGAAGAGAGGUGUGAAUGAAGCUAAGAAGGCCAAGAGACACAGCUCUGUGAAGUGA